This is a messenger RNA of Symbiodinium sp. CCMP2592, 1044 nucleotides long. The record is from the annotation of a GenBank genome assembly. Lineage: Eukaryota; Dinophyceae; Suessiales; Symbiodiniaceae.
AUGGCGUCACGGGAAGAUGCGAAGGAGGCAGCGCCUCCUGUUGCGGCGGAGAAGCCGCUCUCAAGGAAGGCCAUGCAGCGGACGAGCUCAAGAAUGGGUCUUCCCGGGCAGCCAGUUCGUACACCAUCCAGCUCUUCGACUGCAGAGCCUCCGAGCACCCAAGCUGUGGAGCAGGAGCAGCAGGACCAACCUAUGCACUUCAUGCCGAAAGCCUACAGUGAGAUGGUGCCCAUGACACGCGAGUCGUCGUUUGUUGGGCCUGGGCCGAUCCGGGCAAACUCUGAUGGUAUCGUGCCAUUCCUGCGGAUGGUCCCUGACAGUGCUCCGAUGCAGGACGAGGAAAUCGUCUUCGUCCCCAAAAGCUUCUCGGAGGUGCAGAUGCCCUCAAAUAGCCUCUCGUUCGAACAGAUGCCGGCGUCCAAUUCGGACGGCCUGCUGGCGAAUCGUGCCUUCAUGCGCGCAGUUGACGCGGCAAGAGCACAGGCGGCUCAACAGAAAGCGGAGGAAGCGGCAACUCGCUUGCCGGGCGGCGUUAAGCGGCAAGCACAGCUCUGUUUGAGCCAACUCUCCAUGGAGAAGCUUUACGAGGGUAAAAUUGUCAUAGCCUUCAAGUUGGGACUCCUUGUAGACAUCAACGCGGAUGUCUUGGGCUUGCUUCGCUGGAAGCAUGUGAAGGGGGUGCCCAGGAAACUCCUGAAAGAAGGGGGCAACUUGGCCAACCUUCGUGUCGAGAAGGUGCGAGGAGAAAGAUUUACUCUACGCCUGGAGUGCAUCGGCCUCCCCGGCCAGACCGUCGAAGAGACCGAAUACCCGGACAUCGUCGCCCGGGUGUACGACUGGGCCAUCGCGCCAAAGCUGCUCGAUGUCUCAGUUUCCGAAGAAGAGAUUACUCCGACAGCUGCACAGAAGCAGCGACUUGGGAGAAUGGGCCCGAGAAAUGUCGGGGACGGCGAGGGGCUCGCAAUCCGCGGGCCCGCGCCCUUUAAUGCCCGCCGCUUCCUUCGGCCCGGCAAGUGCGGGCCACGCUACUCGGACCAGCCGUGA